GCCACAGCCAGCACAGCCAAGAGCUCCACAUCCACAGCCAAGCCUGGCACCCCCACGGCUAAAACCACCUCCACCACCCCCAGACCAGCCUCUGCCAAAGCCAGCUCUACAACACCCUCUGCUGGACGGACCCCGACAUCACAGCCCUCAAAAACUGCAACUCCCAUCAAGAAAGAUGUUACCAAAUCAGCCACCAAGAAGCCUGCAGCGGCUCCUCUCACUCGCACCUCACCAGCCAAGUCCACCAAACCUGAGACUCCCAAAUCAGCCUCCGCGUCCAAGCCAGACUCCACCCCUAAGAAGCCGGCUGCCAGCAGCAAGGCCGCAGACACCAAGAAGACGCCAAGCAAGCCCACGCCUUCAAAGGAUGUCAGUGCUGGCCCCAAGACCCCUAGUACCAAGCCAGCAGGGAAGGCUUCCACCCCUAAGAAGACUGUGGGCAGCAACACCCCCAUGGCAGUAAAGCGUGGCCCCAAACCCACAAYGGCGGCAGAGCCCGCGACUGAAGCUGGUGAGACACAGGACGCCGCUGUUGCUGCCGCCAUAGCUGCAGCUUCCUCGGCUGCUGUAGUCUCCAUAGCAACUUCGGAAGAAGCAGUGGUGGCUGCAGUCCCAGAGGAGAAGGAGACUGUGCCCCCUCCGGCCAGCCAGCCAGAGGAGGCCCCAGAGGCCUUUAUCUCUCAGCUGUCAGGUCAGCUGGACCUGGUCCACCUGGACGAGCCAGCAGACAUAGUGUCUCCCCUGGGCACCACGGUCAUGUCCCCUCCAUGCUCCCCCACUGGGCCCAUGUCCCCGGUCAGGGAGCCCCAGAAUGCCUUUGCUCUGCUGGACAUGCACGUCCAGCCAGAACCCAGGUCCCAGAGACAGUCUGCCAUGGCUCCACAGAGCCCAGUCCAGGAGGAGGUGAUAUUCCAGCCAGACCCCUGUGGCCAGAACCAGUCUGCCACGGCUCCACAAAGCCCGGUCCAGGAGGAGGUGGUAUUCCAGCCAGACUCCUGGGCCCAGAACCAGUCUGCCACGGCUCCACAGAGCCCGGUCCAGGAGGAGGUGAUAUUCCAGCCAGAC
This is a messenger RNA of Salvelinus sp. IW2-2015, 1065 nucleotides long. The record is from RefSeq and is a predicted model, not a curated record. Lineage: Eukaryota; Metazoa; Chordata; Actinopteri; Salmoniformes; Salmonidae.